AUGAACAUCUUUAAACGACUUUUUUCUUCUAACACAAGCGACUCGCAAACUACAGGGUCUCCUCAAAGCGGGCGUGCAGGUUUGAGUAGCGGACCGCAAACGCUUGGCCGGCAAUCAAGUCGCACAAAUAAUAAUAACAACAACAACCCGACGAUGACCAACAAUGCGAGUUUUGCGGACGCCCGCAAUAGCAUGAGCAGCCCACUUUCCGGCAUUCAGGCAAGCUUUGCAUCUGGUGGGAAUGGAUCGGAUACAUUAUCAGAUGUCUCAUUGACAGCCGAUCUGUUUGAAGAGGACCGUAAGGCAUGUGCGGAAUUUGUAUACUUGGGUGAGGAGAUUAAGUUUGAGAUACUUAUUGGUGAUGAGGGGGACGAUUCACUGAGUACUAAAAGUGGUAAAGGUGGAAGUAAUAGCACAAGCAUUAGCAGCAGCAGUAGUACGAGCAGCAGCAGCAAUACAAGCGAACAAGGAGGGGGCCGAUGGGGGUGGCUACCUGGACGAAGAAAUUCUCGAGGGGGGCGAGGAAUCGGGGGAAAUGGUAAUUCUUCGUCCACUGCAACAGUGGUUCCAUUACAAAGGAAAUAUUUGGAGCAGCAUGAGCGCGAUAUGCGGAGGGAUUUCAGAAGACGCAUGGCACAUUUUCGUACCGCAACAGAGCCACAGAUGGUGGAGUUUCUGGCGGUUGGCGGGCCUCCACCAGCAAUGCGGCUCGUGCCACCACCUGAGGCAAUCAUGGUUGACUUGUGUCCCGGGUAUGCCGAAGAGUUCGGGAUGAAAGGUGAAGAAAAGGAGGGAUCAGAAAGAGCAGAUGCGAAACUGAGCAGUGAGAUUAUGGGUCGCGUGCUGACAAAGUGUGGACGCACAUUUCUGUACACGGUGCAGGUCAAUUCUUCUUAUCUGGAUCCGAAACACUGGCCAGUGCAUUCUGCAGAACCGACGGCAGAGGAAAGCCAAGGGUACCAGGAUUUGAAUGAAAGUUUGCGCAAGUUGAAGGAGACUGAAAAAGCAGAUGAUGAUAAAAAGAAGGAGAGUACCGAUGAUGAAGAAGAAAAGGAUUCAAAGAGAGAUUCAAAUAAAAUGAGCAAGACGGUCUCUGAAGACUCAGAGCUAUCUUCAUUAUCGUUUAGACAGCUGGGCCCGAUUCGAGGAUUUGACAAGCUUGACUACUGGGACCCGGAAAAAUAUCUCGACAAGGAUUCUCCAGAAUGGGAACAAAAGACUCGCGAAGUUCGGACAUACCGGCGACUUGUUCAGCGGCACUAUUACGCCACGGAGAUGGAUCUCGCGCACGAUGGAGAUUUCACCGACAUUUACAGUUACACAGACUUUUCGAGUCGUACAGGGGGUCGACUUGGACGUGGUCCUCAUGGCCCAAAUGCCGCAGCAAGUGGAGCAGGUGCAAAAGCUGAUGGACCUUUGCGGGGGCGACGAUAA
This is a messenger RNA of Magnusiomyces paraingens, 1434 nucleotides long. RefSeq lists its product as uncharacterized. Lineage: Eukaryota; Fungi; Ascomycota; Dipodascomycetes; Dipodascales; Dipodascaceae. The coding region runs from base 1 to 1434 and encodes 477 amino acids. The record is from RefSeq and is a predicted model, not a curated record. The transcript has a single exon.